GAAAGAGAUAAAAAUGAUGGUUCUACCAAUUUUUUAUGAUGUGGAUCCAUCUACUAUACGAAAACAAAUGGGUAGUUUUGCCCAAGCCUUUGAUAAACAUGAAGAACGUUUCAAGGACCGCAUAGAGAAGGUGCAAGCAUGGAGAACUGCUUUGACAGAAGUGGCCAAUCUCAAAGGAUGGCAUGUACAAGAUAGGCCUGAGUCACAAAUUAUACAAAAGAUUGUGGGAGAAUUAUGGCAUAAAUUAGGUUAUUCAUUCUCAGAAAAUAUCAAAAACCUAGUAGGAAUAAUUUCUAGAAGGGAGAAAUUGGAGUCAUAUUUGGAUAUAGGGUCAAAUGAUGUUCGCAUUAUAGGAAUUUGGGGGAUGGGAGGAAUAGGUAAAACAACUCUUGCAAGAGUUGUUUUUCGUAUGUUUUCAAAUAAGUUUGAAGGUGGUUGUUUUCUUGCUAAUGUUAGGGGAGUUUUUGAAAAAGAUGGUUUAGUACAAUUACAACAGCAACUUAUUCUUCAAAUUUUGAAUGAAAAUAUCAGUGUACAAGAUGUUAAUGAUGGAGUUUUUGUGAUCAAGAAUAGGUUGCGUCAUAAAAGAAUUCUUCUUGUUCUUGAUGAUGUAGAUCAAUUAGACCAAUUAAACAAGUUAGCAGAGAAUCAUACUUGGUUUGGUUUAGGAAGUAGAGUUAUUAUAACAACAAGAGAUAAGCAUUUGCUACAUAUCAUUGGAGUUAAUGAAAUAUAUGAGGCUGAAGGAUUGACUGAAGAUGAAUCUCUUCAUCUUUUGAGUUUGAAAGCAUUUAAAAAAGAGCAUCCUCCUGAAGAUUAUCUAAAGCUUUCCAAACACUUUGUAAAUUAUGCUUGUGGGCUUCCUUUAGCUAUUGAGAUUUUGGGUUCUUUUUUGUUUGGUAGAAGUAUCCAUCAAUGGGAAAGUACAUUAAAUAGACUAAAACAGUUUCCUGAAAAAGAUAUUCUCCAAGUACUUAGAAUAAGUUUUGAAGGACUACAUGAAACAGAGAAGGAAAUAUUUCUAAAUAUUGCUUGUUUCUUUAAUCAUGAGGGGAAAAAUGAUGUAGUAGAAAUACUAAAUUAUCUUGACCUUUUUCCAGAUGUUGGAUUGGGGGUUCUUUUUGAUAAAUCUCUUGUUAAAUUUAAUGAAUAUACCUUGUGGAUGCAUGAUUUGCUUCAAGAAAUGGGCAAGAACAUAGUUUAUGAAGAGUGUCCUAAAGAGCCUGGAAAACGUGGCAAAUUGUGGCUGUUUAAGGACAUUAACGAUGUAUUGACAAAAAAUAUGGGAACAAAAGCAAUUCAAGGCAUAGUCUUAAAGUUGCAUAAACAAAAAGAGGCAUUGCAUAAACAAAAAGAGGUAUAUUGGAAUCCUGAAUCCUUUUCAGAGGCCUAUGAUCUUAAAUUGCUCAUAAUUGAUGAUGUUCACCUUUUACAUGAGCCCAAAUAUCUUCCUAAUGCCUUGAGAUUUCUUGAUUGGAGUGAAUACCCUUCAAAAUAUUUUCCACCAAGUUUCCAACAAAAGUCUUUUGAUAGUUUGAAGUUCAUCAAAUUGAAGAAAUCACUAAAAUUGAUUGAAACUCCUGACUUCAACGAAAUCCCAAAUCUUGAAAAAUUGGAUCUUGAAGGUUGUAUAAAUUUACGUUCCUUGCACCCAUCAAUUGGAGUUCAUCAAAAACUCACUUUUCUUAAUCUAAAAGAUUGCAAAAACCUCAGAAGUCUUCCAAGCAAGUUUGAAAUGGAGUUUCUUGAGAUCCUUAUUCUUUCUGGUUGCCCAAAUUUAAAAAGAAUUCCGGAGUUUGGAGAAAAUAUGAAAAAUGUAUCAAAGCUUUACUUAGAUGGCACUGCUAUUACAAAAUUACCCGCAUCAAUUGGGAAUUUGACUGGCCUUGCUUCAUUGGAUUUAAAAGAUUGCAAAAAUCUAAUGUCUCUUCCUAGCACCUUUUUAAAUAUGAAGUGGCUCGAAGAUCUCAAUCUUUCUGGAUGCUCAAAACUACUGGAAAACUUGGUGACUAAGAAAAGGGUAGAAGAGGUUGAUGUGAGUGGAACUGUCACAGGACUUAUGGCUUAUUCCAAUACUCUUUUUCAAACUCUUAAAACACUAGCUUUGGGUGGAUUUAAGCCGAGAAGUCCCAAUCGCAUGGGCUUGUUAAAGACUUCUUUAUGGGGCUUGUGUUCUUUGACCAGUCUGAAUCUAAGUUAUUGCAAUCUCAAUGCAAUCCCCAAUGAUAUUUGUCGCUUAUUCUCUUUAGAAUAUUUAUAUCUAAGCGGCAAUAAUUUUAGUUGCCUUCCGGAAAACAUCGCUCAACUAUCUAGGCUGUUUUGGUUGGAGGUGAACAAUUGUACGAGUCUUCUAUCAUGGCCAAAGCUUCCAUUAAAUAUUUAUUAUAUUUGGGGAAAGGGUUGUACCUCACUAGAAACGCUACAUUUUCCACCAAAUUUUUCAUUUGGGCGUUCCCUCUACCUUACAAAUUGCAGUAAAUUGGCUGAGAAUCAAGGCUUCAUUGACAAUGGAUUGCACUCAAUCCCUAGUCCAGUCCGUCACUGCUUCUAUGAUAGUAUUAUCCCUGGAAGUGAAAUUCCAAAGUGGUUUACGCAUCAAAGUAUUGGGGAUGAGGUUAGUAUUCAAGAACCUAAUUCUCUUUUGUGUAAUGAGUGGAUCGGGAUUGCUGUUUGCGCUGUAUUUUGUUCUCAUCCACAUCGCCAAAUCCUCAAAGAAGGGAGACUUGCCUGUUGGUUGAGAGUCAACGGAGAACAAACGAAUAGUGCACCACUCACGACCGACCUUGUUCCUUUAUUGGAUCACACUUGGCUACUUUAUUUCAAUCCUAUGAAGAAAUCAUUGUGCGAAUGCGAUGCAAAUGGAUUCAGUCAAAUUGGAAUUAAAAUUAAAUCCGGUGCAUCUUCGAAGGUCCCAUUAAUGGUAAAGAAGUGCGGGUUGCGAAUGGUAUACAAGCAAGACAGUGAAGAUCUUAUUUUCGACAUUUCGACGGCGGCGGCAGCAGAAGGUUACAAAGCCAAGCGAACUCGUGAUGACUAUGAUGGGGCUGGAAGCUCUAAUUACGAACCUCACCCAAAAAGGAUUGAAAGAGUCACAAAAUUUAUGGGUGAGGGUAAUUCUAACUGUGAGGAGUCAAGUGAGAACAAGGAAUGUGCUGAAGAGCUAGGUGAUUGAAGGUUAAUCAACUUUUUUCUCUCCUUACUUGAUUCAGGCAUGGAUGAAGAGCUGGAGGAAGGGAGGGAGUUUUGGGGAUCUUAAAGCACUUCUCAUUGUCCUUUUUCUCUAUUUUAUGGUAUUUUUAGACUUGCAGGAACAAGGAAAACCGUGAAGAAAGAGCCUUUUUCU
Quercus robur (English oak) is the source of this 3343-nucleotide messenger RNA. RefSeq names its product TMV resistance protein N-like. Gene Ontology annotation, molecular function: protein binding; ADP binding. The coding region runs from base 14 to 3172 and encodes 1052 amino acids. The record is from RefSeq and is a predicted model, not a curated record. The transcript has 6 exons. Gene Ontology annotation, biological process: signal transduction; defense response. Lineage: Eukaryota; Viridiplantae; Streptophyta; Magnoliopsida; Fagales; Fagaceae.